This is a messenger RNA of Entamoeba dispar SAW760, 1371 nucleotides long. RefSeq lists its product as uncharacterized. Gene Ontology annotation, molecular function: actin filament binding. The coding region runs from base 1 to 1371 and encodes 456 amino acids. The record is from RefSeq and is a predicted model, not a curated record. Lineage: Eukaryota; Evosea; Mastigamoebida; Endamoebidae. The transcript has a single exon. Gene Ontology annotation, biological process: actin cytoskeleton organization.
AUGAAAAAGAUUGAUGGACAGUGGCAAAAAGCACAAGAAACAAUCUUUGUUGACUGGAUCAAUGAUACACUGAAACCUGAUAUUAUUAUUUCUAACUUAGAAGAAGAUAUGAAAACAGGAGUGAGUCUUAUCUUGUUAGUAGAAAAGUUAACUAAUAAACACUGCUCUGAGAAAAUCGUUGAAAAUCCAAAAUUUAGGAUCCAAAAUAUCUCAAACUGUUCAGUCGCUUUAAGAUUUAUUGAAAAGGUGUAUAGAAUUAAACCCCUUUGUUCUGCUGAAAAUAUUGUAAAUGGUAAUUCUGAUUUUAAAUAUCUUCUAGGAUUAUUAUUUCAAGUAUAUAUGAAUCAUCAUAAAUCUAACCUACUUUCUCCACAACUCUCUCAACAACAACAAUAUGAAAUUAUUCUUAAAUGGCUUCAAGAUAUACUUAGUCUGUACGAAAUUGAUUUAUCUUCAACUACCAAGAUGAUGGAAAAUUUUUUCAAUGGAAAAAUUCUCAUAGCUUUGCUUGAUUUGUUUUUUGAUCAACAUCAUUGUUUUUAUGACUGGAUGUUAAAAAGAGGAGAAGGUGAAAGAAUUGGUUUAUCUAUGAGAAUGGCACAUGAUUUAUUAGGUGUAAGUGAAUUAUUAACUACUGAAGAUGUAUUGGCUCAUACUGUUGAUUUUAGAGUAUUUUGUUUCUAUUUUGAAUUCUUAAUGAAUGCUUUUAAGAAUAAGUCAUCAGUCAUACAAAUAGAUCUUGUCCAACUUGUACAACAAGCUCUUGAACAACUCAAAAAACAAACAACACAGGAAAAAGAACAAAGCAAAGAAGAAGAGGUUUUAACAAAUCAUAAUCCACUUCCUCAACAACCUAAAAAGAAGUGUGUUUCUAUUCCACCUCAAAAAGUACCUCCUGCUCCACCACCUUCUACCCAAACAAAAAGUGAGAUUAAUCACCACGCACAAGAACAAAAUUCAUUUAGACCAAUUGUACUAAAGGAUGUUAUGCAAAAUGGGAGAGUUAAAGAGUGUGUUGACGAACCAAUUUCAACAACUACUAAUAAAAAAAAUGAAGAAAAUUCUCUUAAAAUUACUUCUGAAAAAACUAGUCAUAUAACAAAACCCUUACCCACACCAAAAAAAUCAACAGAAUUAACUCUAACAACUUUUGAUGUUGGGAAAAGUGGAUUAAGACAUAGAAAACACCUUCACACAAGUGAAAGAAGUUACCACCAUUCCAGAAUAGAAGAACCAUAUUCAAUGACUCGAAUUUAUUCAUCAACAAGCUAUUCAACAAAUGGAAGAACUAUGACAACAUCAGAAAUCACUGAAACAACAGAAAUCCAACAAAACGAAACAAUUGUUUUCAAUGGAUUUUGGCUUAUAUAG